Molecule: messenger RNA, 2694 nt
Organism: Lepus europaeus (European hare)
Lineage: Eukaryota; Metazoa; Chordata; Mammalia; Lagomorpha; Leporidae
Gene: BANK1
Product: B cell scaffold protein with ankyrin repeats 1
Exons: 18
Coding region: 1-2433 (810 amino acids)
Biological process (GO): B cell activation; negative regulation of B cell activation; signal transduction
Molecular function (GO): signaling receptor binding; protein tyrosine kinase binding
Source: RefSeq, a predicted model, not a curated record
AUGGUUCUCUUACUCUUUUUGUUGAAUUUUUUGAAACUUCAAAGACCCAUUGUUAUUCAAGAUCAUGUUACUCAAUCUCCAUGUGCUUGUAUUAGAGUUUCUUUUGUUAAUUUCUGGGAUCAUUCCAUUGUAGUCAGAAAAGGAAAUAUAAAAGACAUCAUAAUCCUGUAUGAAGAAGAUGCAGAGGAAUGGGCUCUGUACUUGAGGGAAGUUUUCUCGCAUGUUGUAAAAACAGAAGCAAUCCUCUUAUAUCGUUUGGAGAGUUUCUCCCUUUGGCAUUUGGAAUUAAUGAGCUUAAAUUCUUACAAAUGUAAACUUUUGAUAUUAUCAAACAGCCUGCUUAAAGACCUAACCCCAAAGAAAUGUCAGUUUCUGGAAAAGGUACUUCAUUCUCCUGAAAGUGUAGUGACUCUGCUUUGUGGAGUGAAGACUUCAGAUCAGCUCUAUAAAUUAUUAAAUAUCUCUGGAAGCAGGUGGGAGAUCUCAACUGCACAGGAGCCUGAAGACUACAUCUCUGUGAUCGAGAGUGUCCUAUUCAGAGGUCAUGAAGACUACCUUGAGUUAAAAAUUCCAGCAGACCUAAGAGUUAACUAUCCUGGGGAAAUAAGCCAGAAAAAGGAAAUUGAUGUCUUGCCGGAAGCUUCCAGAAGCAUCAUGCCACUGGCAAUGGUGAUCCCCACUGAAAUUCCAUGCGAGAAUCCUGGUGAAAUAUUCAUUAUUUUGAGAGAUGAAGUAAUUGUUGAGACUGUGGAGGCUGAAUUUACAUCAAAUAAUAAGUGCAUUAGAACACGACCAGCCCUUUGGAAUCAGAAAGUCUGGCGUAUGAAAGCUUUAGAUUUUCCUGCUGGCUUGGUCAAUGUGGAUGUCUACUGUGAUGGAAUCAUGAAGGCCACAACGGAGAUUAAAUACUAUACCACUGCAAAGGCCAUGGGAUGUCUAUGUAGAGUGGCAGAUCCAGGGGAGGGCUUAUGCCAGAAAUACAUUGAAGAACUUGAUGGUGUUCUUACAUCCGUAUUCAAACAUGAGAUACCAUAUUAUGAGUUCCAGUCUCUUCAAACGGAAACCUAUCCUCAAGAACAAAAUACUCAUUUCGAAGAUCUUCCAACUCUUCUUCACUGUGCAGCAAAAUUUGGUUUAAAGAACCUGGCUGUUCAUUUGCUUCAAUGUUCAGGAGCAACUUGGGCAUCUCAGGUGAAAAAUAAGGAAGGUUCAGACCCAGCACAAAUUGCUGAAAGGUGUGGUCAUAAGGAACUCAAGAAAAUCUUUGAAGACUUCUCAGUCCAAGAAAUUAGCAGAAUUAACGAGGAUGAAAAUGACUAUGAAGAGGAUUUUAUCUCAUUUUCUACAUAUUCUCCCUCCACAGAGAGCCCAGCAUUUCAUCAUGAAAGCAGGAAGACACAUGGGCCAAGUGCAGACGGAACUGAGGCAAUUGGAACAGCAGGGGGAAUACUCGAGAAUGAAUCAGGCAUGGAGGCAGAGCACAGGCUGGCGGAGGCUGACAGUGGGAGUCCUGAGAACCAUUAUGAUGACUUGUAUGCGUUCAUCCCAGAAGUGGAGCCAGAAAAUAAUUCCCGAGAGUCACGCUUGAGCUACAGACCUCCCCUCCCCCCACCACGACCUGUGACUGCUGGCUUCCAACUGGAAAAGCCGCACUUCAUGUUGCAAGGAAAAAUGAAGGAAGGCCAAAUGGAAAGAAGUCAAACCUGGUAUGAUCCUGGUGUAAAACAAGAAAUGGGAGCUGAACCCAAAGGAGAAAAAGAAAACAGAGAGGAUGAACUGGAGCAGGAGGAGGAGGAGGAAGACCCAUACAUCUUUGCUGAAAUUAAUGACUGUGAAUAUGACACGAUCCUGGCCAAUCUGAGUAUAAAGAAAAAAACUGGAAGUCGGUCUUUUAUUAUAAACAGACCUCCUGCCCCCACACCAAGACCCACAAAUGUCCCUGCAAAAGAGGAAACCACACCUUACAUAGCUCAAGUAUUCCAACAAAAGACAGCCAGAAGACAAUCGGAUGGUGACAAGCUCCAUGGUCCUCCUAAGAAACAAGACAGAGCUCGAAUGGAGAGUCCAGCCUUUGCUACCCUCAGUGACUGUCUGGCUGCUGAGCAGGAAGAGCUCAUCGUCCUGCAGGAGAAAGUCAAAAAUGGGAAAAUGUCUGUGGAUGAAGCCUUGGAGAAGUUUAAACACUGGCAGAUAGGAAAGAGUGGCCUGGAAAUGAUCCAGCAGAAAAAACUACGCCAACUACGAGAUUGCAUUAUUGGGAAACGGCCAGAAGAUGAAAAUACCUGUGAUAAGCUCACCAUUGUGCACCAUCCAAGUGGUAAUGAAAUUGCCCACAAUGAAAAUCUGUUGUAUAACACACCCUUCAGCAAUAAGCUUCCUGCUAGACCUCAAGUUGAGAAGGAAUUUGGUUUCUGUUGCAGAAAAGAUCAUUAAAAAAGGUUAUUAUAAUGAAACUCAAGAAUCUGCAGACAUUGUGUUUUCUGCAUGAAGCAAGUUAGCAUUUGGAUUGUCUGCUCUCUCCAUGGCAAAUCUAUACCAUGAAAACAGAAGUAAGACUCUGGAGUUCCCAAUUUGUCAUGGUCACAACUUACUAGCAUUGUUCCUGCUCCAGAUGGGUAUAUCAAUGUUAAAAUAGAAUGCCAAACAACAAUCAUGUUCUUUGAAAAUAUUUGCAUUGUGUAAUGUAUUUUGUCA